Wallemia mellicola CBS 633.66 is the source of this 645-nucleotide messenger RNA. RefSeq names its product GTP-binding nuclear protein GSP1/Ran (gene Gsp1p). Gene Ontology annotation, cellular component: cytoplasm; nucleus. The transcript is spliced from 5 exons. Gene Ontology annotation, molecular function: GTPase activity; GTP binding. Gene Ontology annotation, biological process: ribosomal subunit export from nucleus; protein import into nucleus. Bases 1 to 645 code for a protein of 214 amino acids. Lineage: Eukaryota; Fungi; Basidiomycota; Wallemiomycetes; Wallemiales; Wallemiaceae. The record is from RefSeq and is a predicted model, not a curated record.
AUGAGUGCAGAAGUUCCUACAUUCAAGCUUGUUCUUGUUGGUGACGGUGGUACUGGUAAGACCACUUUCGUCAAGCGUCACACCACUGGUGAAUUCGAGAAGAAAUACAUUGCCACUCUCGGUGUAGAAGUCCACCCAUUGGCUUUCGAAACUAACUUCGGUAAAGUUUGCUUCAACGUUUGGGAUACAGCUGGACAAGAGAAGUUCGGUGGAUUGCGUGACGGUUACUAUAUCCAGGGUCAAUGCGGUAUUAUCAUGUUUGACGUUACCUCAAGAAUCACAUACAAGAACGUACCAAACUGGCACAGAGAUUUAGAGAGAGUCUGUGAAAACAUUCCUAUCGUCUUGUGUGGUAACAAGGUUGAUGUCAAGGAACGUAAGGUCAAGACUGGUGCUGUUACAUUCCACAGAAAGAAGAACUUGCAAUACUUCGAAAUCUCAGCCAAGUCAAACUACAACUUCGAGAAACCAUUCUUGUGGUUAGCUAGAAAGCUCGCUGGUAACCCAACCUUAGAAUUCGUCGCUGCACCAGCGCUCGCUCCACCAGAAGUUAAGGUCGACCCAGAACUCAUGGCCAAAUACAAUGAAGAACUCCAACAAGCAGCUGCAGCACCACUUCCAGAUGAAGAUGACGCUGACCUUUAA